ACAGGGGUCUUUUAGCAAUUUCUGUGGGCGAGGAGACGGUUCCUACCGCAGCCGAGAAGGCAGGAACGUCUUCUGGCAAUGCCGAGGACAUUGUCAUGCUGGAAAUCGACGUGAAAGAACCUGUGAAGAGGUCACCGAUAUCAGCCGGCACGGAUUACGGAUCCGCGCCUAAUCAAUACAUCCUUGAAGGUGCCGACGGCAGUCAACAGCUGUCACCGGAGUAUCUGUCAAUCCUGCAGCAAUACAGGCAAGACCAGCCUCAACCAGCUCCGCCUCAACGCAGACCACAGCCAGCCUACGCAAGGCAGCAGCAGGCCUUGCAACAAGCCUACUACAACUACCGAAAACCAGCGGUGGUUCCCCCGAGGCCGCGUUCUCAGCUUCAUCCUCAGGCUUUGGCUCAGGCCGAAGCAGCCGCGGAUAUCCAAGCCCAAGUGGACGCUCAGAACCGCGCCGAAGCCAUUCGCACAGCCCGAUUAGGCUCGAAUCCACCUGAACCUAACGAAUACCAAGGUCCAUCCUACACUCAAUCAAAGUUGGGAACGUUCGAGCAAGAACUGUUGCAAUUGGUAACUGCAAACCAAGCUCAAGAGUUCAAGUUGGUCCCGACGCAACCGAAAGGCAGCUCUUCGGCGUAUUCUCAGCAAUUGGUAAGCUACCCAUCCGAGUACGCGAAGGCUAGCCCAGCUCAGCUACCGGAGCAAUAUCACAUCGAGACAUCGCCACCGAGAUACCAUCAACCACAACAACAACCGCAGCAACAAGUGGCUGCCUAUCAGUCCAUCGAAGAACCGGUUCAGUACCAAGCUCCAGCUGCGAAACAAUUCGUUCCGUCGCCUCAGUACGACUACGAAGCUGACGAGGCUCAUCUGAGGGCCCUCGAACAGGCUCAGGCUCAGGCCCAAGCCCAGGCCGACGCGCAGGCGCUAGCCUAUCAAAAAGUGGCCCAAGCUGCCCACAACAGACACCAGCAGGACGCCUUUGCGCAGAUAAGGCUCUCGAACGAGCGUCACAGGCAGGAGCAGUCGGCUCUGCAGCAGCAGUCGGCUCUGCAGCAGCAGUCGGCUCUGCAGCAGAUCCAACAAGGCUCCCAGGUCAGCGAUGCUGGACGUAACUACUUGUACGAGCAGCUGCAGCCGAAAGGCGCUGAGGCCGCUUACAGGGCGAAGGUGAAAGCUCAGACGACCGCCGAAGUGGCAGAGGCGAGGAAGUUGCAGCAGGCUGCAGAGUUCAAGGCGCACGCUGACGCCAUCAAGAAACUAGAAGCGCAGCAACAAGCUCACAUUAGGGUCCAAGAGGAGGUGCACAACUACGCUCUGAAUUUCGAGAAGAACCAAGCCCGCGCCCAGGCUCUCGCUCAGGCUCAGGCUGAAGCUCUGUACAAACUCCAGGUUCAAGGACGCAACGAGGUUAACAAGGAGAUCCUGGCGAUAUCCAAGGGUGAAGUAGAAGGAAAGAAAGCCGAUCCUCACUCCCCAGUCUACCACUUCACUCUUCAAACCGUUAACGCUCCUCUGCCUGCGCCCAACAGCUACUUCAGUGCCGAUCAGCUGCAGAAGUACCAGGCUUCAGGGUCCUCCCAUGUUCCCAGGUCGGUUCCCAAACCCGAAGACCUGAAAGUGGUAGAAGCAGCCCCGGUUGAAAGUCAAUCUGCCAUCACACAGCCUCGACAAACGCAUAAACUUAAGAUACCUUCCUCUGCUCAGUCUGUUUACGUAUCCGAAUCAGGAUUGCUGAAGAAGUCGCCUAUCAAGUCGUUGACUAUAGAGCAGGUGGAGCCAGACAGCCACUCUGGUUUCCAAGCUGGUGCUUCUGGAGUACGAGCUUUAACGGAGGAGGAUUUGUCUGCUUUGAUCAAUGCCGGGUACACGGUCACUCCGGUCUCGCAAACUGCGAAGCCUGACGAAGCGUACGCUGUGGAAAACUCGUCAGGUUAUUAUAGUAAGAAGCAGAGGGGCCCGGUCCAGAGACCUGAUUACGUUACUUACGAGGAAGUGAUCCAACGUCCGCGUAAAUUGCUCAGGAAAAACAGGCCACUUGCGAAGGACGACAGAGUUGGCGAAGGUAGCGAGAAGGUUACUUAUUUGGUACCUCUGGAAUCCCCUUUCGGUACUAGACAACCCCCGCUCAAACACGAGGAAUAAUUCGGUUAAUAACUUGAACCGAAGUAUAGCUUAUGUUUUUCAUACUUGGUUUCUCGUUCCGAUGUGCGUGGAACUGUUUUGGGAUUCUGCAACACUGGAACGGGAAUAAGAAUUGGAAAAGUAUUGGGUUAUCUGUAUAUGCUUACUGUAUACACGGUAUACGGUCACUAUUUACAUAUAUAUUAGGUUGUCCUAAAAGUUUCUUUCGUCAGUUGGAUUCGAUUAUUUCUUAGACAUUGUUGGUGUAACAGUAAUGGAGCGAAAUGAAUUGUACACAAUUCUGUAAUGUAAUAUAAAACAUUGUGUAUGAAUUAAUUAUUAAUAAAACGAAAGAAACUUUUGGGACAACCUAAUAGUAUAUAUAUAUACAGAGAAAUCCCUGGAAUAAAAAUAAUAAAUACUUGAGUCAAUUAAGAAACAACAAGUUCAUUUUUCUGUGCAAAUGUUUCGGUAAUGAAAUACAUUUUUAAUUUAAUACUCCUUUCUGAAGUAAUUGUUAAUGGUAGGUUAGCGACGAUUUAUUUCCUAAACUAAAUUUUAGCCAAGCCUAUAUUUUUGUUUAUACGUUUACGUUGAUUGACAAAUAGACAUGCGUAAUUUUGGUUGACGUGUUACUUAUGGAUUAAAGUUUCGAAGUUUGAAUAGUUAUUGGGUCUCGUGCGUUGUCAAUCAAGAUGGCUGAUCCAUAAAAUGGCAGUUCUUUUAGCAUGAAAAACGAAGUAACCAAUUCUGUAGCGCGAAUGAGUACAACGAUGCUCUUUUAUUACUUGUAGAUGGUAUGUGCGACGGUGCUAAGUCGACUAAUUUUUAUUUAUAUCUACUUUUUGUAUAUACUAGAUUUUUACUUAAUAAAACAGUUAAAAAAUCA
Molecule: messenger RNA, 3012 nt
Organism: Hylaeus volcanicus
Lineage: Eukaryota; Metazoa; Arthropoda; Insecta; Hymenoptera; Colletidae
Product: mediator of RNA polymerase II transcription subunit 15-like
Exons: 3
Coding region: 96-2144 (682 amino acids)
Source: RefSeq, a predicted model, not a curated record